UGUACCAGAUAAGAAUUUGGGGAUCGCUGAACUAAUUCGUGCACAAUGAUGGAGCAAGCAAAACCGCGAAUAAUCUUAGGUCUCAUGGUCAUUGGACCUGAGGGGAGCCCAGGGGCACGCAUGACAAGUCUCGAUGAUUUCAAACAAGCCCUCGAGAUCUUCCAAGACCGCGGGUACAAUGAGCUGGAUACAGCGCGUGUUUAUAUCGGUGGCGAGCAGGAGUCAUUCACGAGACAAGCUGGUUGGAGGGAAAGAGGUUUAUCUAUAGGGACGAAAAUAUGGCCGCUCCCCGCAGGAUCUCACCGGCCAGAGACAUUGAAAAAGACUUUCGAGACCAGUUUGAAGGAGCUCGGGACGGACUCGGUAGACAUCCUUUACCUUCACUCUCCGGACCGCUCAGUCCCAUUCUCUACCACGCUCGCUGCCAUUGACGAGCUCCACAAGGCUGGAAAGUUCUCGAGACUUGGUUUAAGCAACUACACCUCUUUCGAGGUUGCCGAAAUCGUCAUGACAUGCCAGCACAACGGUUGGGUACGACCCACCAUCUACCAAGCAAUCUACAACUGUUUAUUUAGGACGAUUGAAGCCGAGUUGAUUCCAACGUGCCGCCGAUACGGCAUAGCUGUCGAUGUCUACAGCCCGACAGGAGGUGGUUUCCUCUUAGGUAAGAUAACCUCCAAGGACGAUGACCCGAAGGAAGGAAGGUAUGCCGCUGGUCCAUUUCAGCAUCUGACGCGGGGACGGUACUUCCGCGACGGUAUCAUCGAGGGCGCACGCCUAAUUCGCGAAGCUGCUGAAGCACGAAGCCUGAGUCCACUCGAGCUGGCCAUGCGCUGGUUAGUGCAUCAUUCAAAGUUACAGGUCAUCAGUGGUCAAGACGGGAUUGUGAUCGGGUUCUCCAACUUGCAACAGCUUAAAGAUAACCUAGACUACCUCGAGAGGGGGCCCCUAGACAAAGAGACGCUCGAGGAGUUAGAAAAGGCCUGGCAGCUGUCUAAAGGAGACAUGGAGGAAUAUUGGCAACUCCCGAUGGUGUACACAUACGAUACCAAAGACGUCCUGUUCGGACGGGAGAGCAAUUGGUGAAUACGAGGUCUAUCAUCGAUCUUCCAGUGAUAAAUUAGAAUCUGGUGUUUA
Molecule: messenger RNA, 1137 nt
Organism: Annulohypoxylon maeteangense
Lineage: Eukaryota; Fungi; Ascomycota; Sordariomycetes; Xylariales; Hypoxylaceae
Product: Aldo/keto reductase
Exons: 3
Coding region: 46-1086 (346 amino acids)
Molecular function (GO): oxidoreductase activity
Source: RefSeq, a predicted model, not a curated record